AUGGCAUGUUAUCUUAUAGAAGUAGAUAACUAUGGAAAUUCUCUAUCCAUCUCACUUAACGGUCCUCUUAUGGGUGCCAUGGGGAAUAGACCCACCCAAUGCAUGAUGUGGUCAAAUUUGCUGACAUUAAAAGUUGCUGUGGUCUCUUAUUCCUCCCUUUCUACGCUUGAUCAUCAUUUCACCAAAACUGACAACUCUCUGUUGACCCUAAUGGUUUUGUUAAAUUCCUUCCAGACUGCAGAGAUGCCAGAUUUCUAUGCAGAAGGUGAGUAUGACCUUAGCGGGUUUGCUGUUGGCAUUGUUAGAAAGGACUCGGUGAUUCAUGGGGAAAACAUUGUGGCUGGGGAUGUUCUCAUUGGUUUGCCAUCAAGUGGAGUCCAUUCCAAUGGAUUUUCUCUCCAAGCAGGUUUCCUUUCAAGUUUUGACUUGAUUAGCAAGGGUGGUGUAAAGGGCAUAGUUCACAUCACUGGAGGUGGUUUUACAGAUAACAUACCAAGAGUUUUCCCAAAAGACCUUGGAGCUUCUAUAUACAAGGAGUCAUGGGAAGCCCCAGCCCUUUUCAAAUGGAUCCAAGAGGCUGGAAGAAUAGAAGAUGCUGAGAUGAGUCGGACUUUUAACAUGGGUAUUGGGAUGGUGACUGAGGAAGCAUCCCUCAAAGUUCUUGAGGAGGGACAACACAAGCCAUAUCGCAUUGGCGAGGUUGUAUGUGGUGAAGGAGUGAGAUAUUGCUAAAAUACUACCACAUGUUUUUAAACAUAUAUGUGCUCGUGGAGAUGAUCGAUAUAGAGAGUUGCGGCUUUUUCUUUAUUCCUGUAACAUGAGCUGCCCAAAUUAUUUUUUUUUUAUGACAGAGCUGCCAAAGAAUCUUAGUGUUAAGACGGUGGGACAAUUCUAUACAGAAUUCCCUCCCUUUUUAGCCUAAAUGUAAUUCAUGGUUUGAUAAUCAAUUCUUCACUUGAUAA
This is a messenger RNA of Populus euphratica (Euphrates poplar), 962 nucleotides long. The record is from RefSeq and is a predicted model, not a curated record. Lineage: Eukaryota; Viridiplantae; Streptophyta; Magnoliopsida; Malpighiales; Salicaceae.